Meriones unguiculatus (Mongolian gerbil) is the source of this 3971-nucleotide messenger RNA. RefSeq names its product solute carrier family 28 member 1 (gene Slc28a1). Gene Ontology annotation, molecular function: pyrimidine- and adenosine-specific:sodium symporter activity. Gene Ontology annotation, cellular component: membrane. Lineage: Eukaryota; Metazoa; Chordata; Mammalia; Rodentia; Muridae. The coding region runs from base 1232 to 3175 and encodes 647 amino acids. Gene Ontology annotation, biological process: pyrimidine nucleobase transport; cytidine transport; nucleoside transmembrane transport. The transcript is spliced from 19 exons. The record is from RefSeq and is a predicted model, not a curated record.
CUUUGGGCUCCAAACUCAAGGUUCAUCUUGUGACGUGCAUAACACCAAAUGCUUGUUUAGGAGGCCAGCGUCCCUGGUGCUGCGAUGUAGGGACUGGGAAAUAACCUACUCACUGCUGGACUCACCUCUGGCCUGCUUCUGGCCACCAAGAGGAAGAAAAGGCCAGAAGAGGAGGAGGCAUGAGAAGGACAGAAGAUUCGAAGUGGAUAAAAUCCUUUCCCUUCAUGGAGGCUGAGGGUGCCCCCUUCAGGAUCAGCUCUGGCCUCAUCCCAUUCUUGCUCAAGGAUGGCUGAAGGCCUGGUGGGGAGGCGCACACCUGUAAUCCCAGAGCUUAGAAUGUGGAGGCAGGAGGAUUGGGCAUUUAAGGCUAUCCUCUGCUACACAGCAGGUUCAAGGCCAGCCUGGGCUAGACGAGACUAUUCUCCCAGGAGCGGGGGCUACCCCUACCUCCAGCCUCUUCCAGAUUUCCAAAACAGCCAGUGUAUGCCUCUGGGUGAGAAGGAGCUUUUGUAUCAUAAAGAAGCGUUCACUGUUAAAGAGUGUGCAUCAUUAAUUAUUGAAGAGACUUUGCUGAUCCUGUCAGGUAAGUUUAAAUGGUUAGUCUGAGGACUGAAGAUGAAAGCACUUCCCUCCACUUUGCACAGGCCGCUUGGGUGUUAGGAAGGAAGGAUAGGAGAAAAUGGCGUGGCUUUCCGUUUGUUUUUGUGACAUGUGAUGCUUCACCCUGAGCCACCUUCUGUUUGUGACAGCGAUGGUGCUUUCCGGUCUCUUCCAGUUUUGGAAAGUGAGUCGCUGAUCCCGUGAGAAAAGGAGGCUGAAGACACGAAGAUGAAUUUCUAGGGUGGCUAACAGAACGAGGAGGGUGGGGGUGGGGUGAGGACAACCAAAGUGGCUUCCUAGAGGAGGCAGCCUGAAGCAAGGCCCAAAAAAGGUUGGCUCGGGAAAGGGCAGCAGACCGGAGGGCAGGAGCUCGGUGGGCCUAGCCCUGAGUGGGCCUGCUUCUCCCAUCUCGUUUUCCUGAAACAGGGCUGGGGUCCCCGCCCCAGCUGUGACCCUGAGCUCUGGGGAGGCCCAACCUACUCCAGCUUUGGACUCUGCCCAGGAAUUUCCACAGAAGUGAGCGGGCCAAAGCCCAAGCAGGUUGGACCCAGCCCUCCACACAGCAACCUGUGCUUCGGUCAGUCUUUCCCGCCGCCGCCUGCUCACUGCAAAUACCUGAAAGGCCUGGCCCAUGGCGGAGGACACACCGAGGCAAAGAGAGUCCAUCUCUCUCACACCUGUGGCCCACGGCCUGGAGAACCUGGGGGCCGAGUUCCUGGAAAGCAUGGAGGAAGGCCGGCUCUCACACAGUAACUCAGGCCUGCCGGAAGGCGGAGGCAGUUGGAACAAGGCAGAAUGGAAGUCCUUCUCCGGAAGGAGUCUGCAGCUGACUAUGCGAGCGAGAAGCUUCUUCAGGGAGCACAGGCAGCUGUUUGGAUGGAUCUGCAUAGGUCUGCUCUGUGCCGCAUAUACUGCCUUCUUGAUCAUCGCCUGCCUCCUGGAUGUCCAGAGGGCCCUGGCGCUGCUGGUCAUCACCUGUGUGGUUCUUGUCUUUCUGGCCUACGGUCUGCUAAAGAGACUUCUAGGGCCCAAACUGAGGCAGUGCAUCAAGUUUCAAGGCCAUUCUUGGCUGAGUAUCUGGCUGAAAAGAGGUCUAGCUCUUGCUGCUGGCCUGGGCCUGAUCUUGUGGCUAGCUCUGGAUACCUCCCAGCGGCCAGAACAGCUGGUGUCCUUUGGAGGGAUCUGUGUGUUCCUUGCCCUUCUCUUCGCUGCCUCAAAGCAUCACCGUGCUGUGUCAUGGCGGGCUGUGACCUGGGGCCUUGGGCUGCAGUUCGUGCUUGGACUCUUUGUCAUCAGAACAGAACCGGGAUUUGUUGCAUUCCGGUGGCUAGGUGAUCAGAUCCAGGUCUUCCUGAGCUACACCGAGGCCGGCUCCAGCUUCGUCUUCGGGGAGGCUCUGGUCAAGAACGUCUUUGCCUUUCAGGUGUUACCCAUCAUUGUUUUCUUCAGCUGUGUCAUGUCCAUUCUCUACUAUCUGGGCCUCAUGCAGUGGGUGAUCCUGAAGAUCACCUGGCUGAUGCAGGUCACCAUGGGCACCUCAGCCACUGAGACCCUGAGUGUAGCAGGAAACAUCUUUGUGAGCCAGACCGAAGCUCCUCUGCUGAUCCGGCCCUACCUGGCAGACAUGACCCUCUCUGAAGUUCACGUUGUCAUGACUGGAGGCUAUGCCACUAUUGCCGGCAGCCUCCUGGGCGCCUACAUCUCUUUUGGGAUUGAUGCUGCCUCCCUAAUUGCUGCCUCUGUCAUGGCGGCCCCUUGCGCUUUGGCCCUCUCCAAGCUGGUCUACCCGGAGGUGGAGGAGUCCAAGUUUCAGAGUAAGGAAGGAGUGAAGCUGACGUACGGAGACGCUCGGAACCUCGUGGAAGCAGCCAGCUCUGGGGCUGCCAUCUCAGUGAAGGUCGUUGCCAACAUUGCUGCCAAUCUGAUUGCCUUCCUGGCUGUCCUGGCCUUCAUCAACGCUGCCCUCUCCUGGCUGGGGGACAUGGUGGAUGUCCAGGGACUCAGCUUCCAGCUCAUCUGCUCCUACGUCCUGCGGCCUGUGGCCUUUUUGGUGGGGGUGGCCUGGGACGACUGUCCAGUGGUGGCUGAGCUGCUGGGCAUCAAGCUGUUUCUGAAUGAGUUUGUGGCCUAUCAAGAGCUUUCCCAAUACAAGCAGCGACGCCUGGCAGGGGCCGAGGAGUGGCUUGGCGACAAGAAACAGUGGAUCUCUGUCAGAGCAGAAAUCCUGACGACAUAUGCCCUCUGUGGAUUCGCCAACUUCAGCUCUAUCGGCAUCAUGCUGGGAGGCCUGACCUCCCUUGUCCCCCAGCGGAGGAGCGACUUCUCCCAGAUCGUGCUGCGGGCGCUGAUCACAGGGGCCUGCGUGUCCCUGGUGAACGCCUGUGUGGCCGGGGUCCUCUACGUGCCCAGGGGGGUCGAGGUGAAUUGUGCACUUCUUCUGAACCAGACCCUCAGCAGCAGCAGCUUUGAGGUGUACCAGUGCUGUCGCCAGAUCUUCCAGAGCACCGGCUUGGAGUUCGGCCAAGAGGCACUGGACAACUGCUGUCGGUUUUACAAUCACACGAGCUGCACCUAGCUGGGACUGAACAUCUCCCCACCCCCAGGGCUCAUCCAUCCCAGAAAGUGUCCUCAAGGAAACCACGGGACUCAUCACAACCUCCAUCCUACAGUCCGGAAAGGGUGCUGCAAUGAAUGGAGACAGCAGGAAAUGGAAGACGCCUCCCACCCCUGGUCACGUCGCUGCUCCCCCAUGCUCGACCUUCCGUGUGAACUCUGUGUCUGUUCUGCUCCCUGGCCCUCUGCGGGCCAACAUCCUGGUCCUCUCUGUCCUCUUUCCUUGGGAUCCUCAUGUGCACCUCUCCAGAGCCUCCUCUCUGCUCCCUCCCAAGUAUCCAACUUGCUAGGUCGGUCUCUAGAGACACCUUCCUUCACUCGGUCCCCAGAGUGCCUUCCAGACUGGUGCCUGCAGGGCAUCAUUUAGGCGUGAUGUCAGGGCAGCCCGAGGUCCACUUUGUUUGGAACUCUGAGCUGGAUAAAGUUAGGUAGGGUUUGUGGUUUUGUUGUAUUUUUGUUUGUUGGUUUGUUGUUUUGUAGACGGGGUCUCAGGUAGCUCACUCUGGCCUUGAGCUCAUUCUGUAGCUGAGGUGACUCCUGCUCCUUCAGCUGCCAUCCUCAAGAGGUGGAAGUGAGAACUUACUUGCACUGCCAGGAGAUCUCAGUGGGUAAUGGCAUCUGCUGCUAAGCUCGAGGAGCUGACUCUGGUCCCUCGGGCCCCUACAGUGAAAGGGGAGGUGACUUCUGACCUCUACACGUGUGCCACGGCACAUGCCCUGUCCCCUCCCAACUGAAAAUAAUAAAAGGUGACUUUAAAA